AUGGUGAUACCGGGAUUGUCUUUGUUGGUCUGUGUUAUUGUAUCUGUUACCUGGGAGAGCGUUAAUGGGGCCUACCUUAAGUACGGAACCGAUGCUAGAGUGGUGCCGGGGAAACUAAACGUGCAUCUUGUCCCGCAUUCUCAUGACGAUGUUGGGUGGUUAAAAACCGUUGAUCAGUACUACAUCGGAUCAAACAACACUAUCCAGAAAGCAUGCGUGAGAAACGUGAUGGACUCAGUGGUGGAUUCGCUGCGUCGCGAUCCCAAUAGAAAGUUUGUGUUUGCUGAAAUGGCAUUCUUUACGCGGUGGUGGGGAGAACAAAGCCCCGAGACACACGAACAAGUGAAGAAGCUUGUUCAUUCCGGAUCACUUGAGUUUGUGAACGGAGGAUGGAGUAUGCACGACGAAGCAACGUGCCAUUACAUAGAUAUGAUAGACCAGAUGACGUUAGGUCAUCGUUUUAUAAUGCACAAUUUCAACGUCACUCCACGUGCUGCUUGGCAGAUUGAUCCCUUUGGUCAUUCCUCAGUGCAAGCUUACCUCCUGGGAGCAGAGCUAGGUUUCGAUUCUCUUCAUUUCGCCAGAAUCGAUUACCAAGAAAGAGACAAGCGCAAGGACGAGAAAUCCUUAGAGUUCAUCUGGAGAGGUUCCGAAACUUUUGCAUCUUCUUCUCAGAUAUUCACAAAUACAUUCCCUGUUCACUAUAGCCCACCCCAUGGCUUUCACUAUGAAAUCACUGAGGAUUACGCUCCUCUCCAGGAUGACCCUCUUUUGGAUGCUUACAACAUCAAGGACGCCGUUGAUGACUUCGUCAACGCUUCCUUCGAUUAUGCCAAUGUGACUAGAGGGAACCAUGUGAUGUGGACAAUGGGUGAUGAUUUUCAGUAUCAGUUCGCUGAGUCUUGGUUCAGACAGAUGGACAGAUUGAUCCAUUAUGUUAACAAGGAUGGCCGUGUGAACGCAUUGUACUCCACACCAUCUCUCUAUGUUGAUGCCAAGAAUGCUGCCGACAAUAUCACUUGGCCUCUCAAGACCCAUGACUUCUUCCCGUAUGCAGAUCGGGAUAACGCCUACUGGACUGGCUACUUCACCAGCCGCCCUUCUUUUAAACGAUAUGUUCGCUCUCUUAGUGGAUACUACUUGGCUGCAAGGCAACUUGAGUUUCUGGUGGGAAAGAAAUCUGGAGGUCCAAACACUUGCAGUCUUGGUGUUGCUUUAGGAAUAGCGCAGCACCAUGAUGGUGUCACUGGAACUGCCAAGCAGCAUGUUACUAAUGAUUAUGCCAAACGCCUAGCACUUGGUGCUUCUGAGGCAGAAGCAGUGGUGAAUUCUGCGCUGGCACACUUACUGAACAAGGCACGUACAAAGCCUGACAUAUCAUUAACUCAGUGCUCGUCGAUGAAUAUCAGCUAUUGUCCAGUGACGGAAGAACCCAUUUCAGACCAGAAAAGCUUGAUUCUUGUGGCCUAUAACUCCCUUGCAUGGAAUCGUACAGAAGUCAUCAGGAUUCCGGUCAAUGAUGCAGGUUUAAACGUGGAAGAUUCAUCAGGAAACACCCUUGAUUCUCAAUACAUUCCUAUGGAUAAUGUCACGAGCAACCUGAGAAGUAACUAUUCGAAAGCUUAUUUGGGAAUAUCUUCACAGCAGGCUCCAAAGUAUUGGCUUGUGUUUAAAGCAACAGUGCCGCCACUUGGUUGGAACACAUUCUUCAUAUCUAAAGCAAGCGGUGAAGGAAGCAACAAAAACAGACACUCUCCAUCGACGUUUAGUCCAAUGAAGGGUAUAACUGAAAUUGGUCCAGGAAAUCUAAAGCUUGUGUUUUCACCAGACACCGGUCUUCUCAAACGGAUGCACAACUCCAGAACAGGAGCUAACAUACUGGUGGACCAGAACUAUCUCUGGUAUGCUUCAAAUGUGGGGGACUCAAAUAAUUCCCAGGUUUCCGGUGCAUAUAUUUUCCGACCUAAUGCUUCCUUGGCGUAUGCUUUUCCCUCGAAACCAAAGUUGCAGAUCGUGAGAGGGCCUAUAGUAGAUGAGGUGCACCAGCAGUUCAGUCCUUGGGUGUCACAGGUGAUAAGAGUGUACAAAGAUAAAGAGCAUGCAGAGUUUGAGUACACUAUAGGUCCAAUACCUGUUGGUAAAGAUUACGUAGGAAAAGAGGUUAUUACAAGGAUGGUGGCAAAUAUGAGCACAGAUAAGGCGUUUUAUACUGACUCUAACGGAAGAGACUUUAUGAAACGGGUCAGGGAUUACAGAACAGACUGGGUUCUCAAAGUGAAUGAACCAAUAGCAGGAAACUACUAUCCGCUUAAUCUGGGAAUGUACACAAAAGACAAGAAAGUAGAGUUGUCGGUGUUGGUUGAUAGAGCUACUGGUGGUGGUAGUAUCAAGGACGGUGAAAUAGAACUAAUGCUCCACAGGCGCAGUUGCAUGGAUGAUUCGAGAGGAGUGGAGGAGAGCCUUGAGGAAACUGUGUGUAUCAAUGGUACAUGCACAGGAUUAAGGGUACGUGGGAAUUACUAUGUAAGUAUAAAUCGGGUAGGAGAAGGAGCGAGGUGGAGACGAGGGACAGGGCAGCAAAUAUACAGUCCGCUUCUAAUGGCAUUCACACACGAAAACAAGGAGAAAUGGAAAGGCUCCAAUUCUGUGAAAGGUAAUGCCAUGGAUCCUCUCUACGCCUUCCCUCCAAACGUUGCUCUCAUCACUCUUGAGGAGCUGGAUCUCGGCAACGUUCUUCUCCGCCUGGCUCAUCUCUACGAGGCCGGAGAAGAGAGUGAGUACUCGAAAGUUGCUAAAGUUGAGCUAAAGAAGUUGUUUCCCGGGAAAACUAUCAAAGGAGUGAAAGAAAUGAGUUUGGCAGCGACUCAAGAGAAGGCUAAGAUGAAGGAGAAGAUGAAGUGGAAAGUGGAAGGUGAAGGUGAAAAAUCUCAAUCCUCAUCUCAUCCGCAAAAAGGUGGACCACUUGACAGCUCCGCAUUAGUUGUAGAGCUUGCUCCUAUGGAGAUUCGUACUUUCUUGCUCCAGUUCUCGCAGAAGCCUGUUAAACAACAGAGGAGAAGAAAGUUUAUUCUGGGAUUUUGAUUUCGCCCCCAUUGUAAUCUUUUUCUCUUUAUAUCUAAAUAAUUAUUUCUUGUCUCAAAAAUCAUAUCUCG
This is a messenger RNA of Eruca vesicaria subsp. sativa (arugula), 3152 nucleotides long. The record is from the annotation of a GenBank genome assembly. NCBI's taxonomy places the organism in Eukaryota, Viridiplantae, Streptophyta, Magnoliopsida, Brassicales, Brassicaceae.